Messenger RNA from Coniosporium apollinis CBS 100218, 1614 nucleotides. RefSeq lists its product as uncharacterized. The coding region runs from base 1 to 1614 and encodes 537 amino acids. Gene Ontology annotation, molecular function: serine-type endopeptidase activity. The transcript is spliced from 3 exons. Gene Ontology annotation, biological process: proteolysis. Lineage: Eukaryota; Fungi; Ascomycota; Dothideomycetes. The record is from RefSeq and is a predicted model, not a curated record.
AUGAAAGCUGCCUGGUGCUUAUCGCUGCUGCCGCUGCUUGCGUCAGCGUCGCCCGUCUCCGUUGGGACCAUCCACAAGGACGCAGCGCCCAUCCUGUCGUCGGUGAACUCCAAGGAGGUGCCGAACUCGUAUAUCGUCGUGUUCAAGAAGCACGUAAAGCACACCGACGCCGCCAAGCACCAUGAUUGGGUGCAGACGCUACACCUGUCUAGCCAAGAUGCCAGGACUGAGCUCCGCAAGCGGUCUCAGCUCCCCAUGGCGGCAGAUGAGUUCGAGGGCUUGAAGCACACCUACAACAUCGCCGGCGCGCUGUUGGGCUACUCGGGUCACUUUGACGACGAGACCAUCGAGCAGGUCCGGAGACACCCAGAUGUCGAGUACAUCGAGAAAGACUCCGAAGUACACACCCUCGAAGGCGACAAGGAGGCCGAGCUGGAGAAGAACGCUCCCUGGGGCCUUGCCCGUAUCUCCCACCGCAACAGCCUGAGCUUCGGCACCUUCAACAAAUACUUAUACUCUGCCGACGGCGGUGAGGGCGUUGAUGUCUAUGUCAUCGAUACCGGCACCAACGUCAAGCACGUCGACUUUGGCGGCCGUGCCCACUGGGGCAAGACCAUCCCAUCAGGCGACGCCGAUGAGGAUGGCAACGGCCACGGCACCCACUGCUCCGGUACUGUUGCUGGCAAGAAGUACGGUGUCGCCAAGAAGGCCAACGUCUACGCCGUCAAGGUCCUCCGCUCGAACGGCUCCGGCACCAUGUCGGACGUCGUCAAGGGUGUCGAAUGGGCAGCGGAGGCACACAUCAAGGCCGUCGAUGACGCUAAGAAGGGCAAGAAGAAGGGCUUCAAGGGCAGCGCCGCCAACAUGAGCUUGGGCGGCGGUAAGUCUCCCACUCUCGACCAGGCCGUCAACGCCGCCGUUGACGUCGGCAUUCACUUCGCCGUCGCUGCUGGCAACGACAACGCCGACUCCUGCAACUACUCUCCCGCUGCCGCUGCCAAGGCCGUUACUGUCGGCGCUUCCACCCUCGCUGACGAGCGCGCCUACUUCUCCAACUUCGGCAAGUGCAACGACAUCUUUGCUCCUGGCUUGAACAUCCAGUCCACUUGGAUUGGCAGCGAUCACGCCAUCAACACCAUCUCUGGUACCUCCAUGGCCUCGCCGCACAUUGCUGGUCUCCUGGCCUACCUGCUCUCCCUCCAGCCUGCCAAGGAUUCUGCCUUCGCCGUUGCGGACAUCACGCCCAAGAAGCUGAAGGAGAACCUCAUCUCCAUCGCCACCGAGGGCGUGCUUGACAACGUGCCCAGCAACACCAAGAACAUCCUCGCUUGGAACGGCGGCGGGUCCUCUAAUUACACCGACAUCGUGCACAAGGGCAGCUACUCUAUCAAGAGAGAGUCGUCCGACAAUACCGUCACCAUCACAAUCCCCUCUGUUGAGUCCGUUGAGGAGUCGCUUACAAGCGUCGGUCACGAGGUUGCCUCUGGCUCCAAGCACCUCGCAUCCCAGGUCGAGAAGCUCAGCGAGAAGAUUGAGGACUUCGUUACUGAGGAGAUGGAGGAGCUGAUUGAGGAGUUCGAGAGGGGCCUCAAGGCUCACAAGGCUUCGGCGUAG